Molecule: messenger RNA, 2032 nt
Organism: Hypanus sabinus (Atlantic stingray)
Lineage: Eukaryota; Metazoa; Chordata; Chondrichthyes; Myliobatiformes; Dasyatidae
Product: calpain clp-1-like
Exons: 4
Coding region: 7-591 (194 amino acids)
Biological process (GO): proteolysis
Cellular component (GO): cytoplasm
Molecular function (GO): calcium-dependent cysteine-type endopeptidase activity
Source: RefSeq, a predicted model, not a curated record
CAUAGGAUGAGAUUCGAUGACUUCUGCCAAAAGUUUGCGAAUAUCACGGUUUUGACACUGGGUCCCGACUUUGAUGGUGAUGGAGGUGCAGAUCCUGGCAGCUUGAAGGAGGUAAAAUGUCGGUGGGUGACUGGAUGCAAUGCAGGUGGAUGCAGAAAUAAUAUGAACAAGUACAGUUGUAACCCUCAAUACCCUAUAACCAUCACAAAAACAGAUGUUUAUAUAGGUGGUAAUGGAUACCAUGAAGAUGGGGCAUGUUCUAUUCUUAUCUGCUUAAUUCAGAAUUAUAAAAGGAUAAACAGGAAGCUUGGAAUCUCAAUGAAUCCCAUUGGAAUUCAGAUUUACCAGUCUUACAACCCCCAGAAAGUUCUAACUGCACAGCAUUUUACCCAUUGCACAGAAGUUUCAAAUUCAGGAGCCUACGUGGCCCAGAGAAGCAUAACUCUCCGCAGCAAACUUGUACCAGGACACUAUGUAAUCAUUCCAAGUACCUUUGCACCAGACACCAAUGGAGCAUUCAUGCUACGUAUUUUCACUGACACUACAAUUCAGUUUCAUGAGGGAUUUAAUCUUGUUGAAGGAGUGGAUUGAGCACCUAAAGCUGCUUAAAUGUGACAAGACCUAUACUAACAGGAAGAGAAAGAUGAGUGAUGUAGCCAACAUAGAUGUUUUAUCUACCAGUACAAUAGCUGUCACAAUGGUUCAGUCUUCUGUGUGUGGGCAAAGUAAUUAUAUUUGGGGGUUUAAACAGUCUCAGGUGCAAACAGGAUAAAAUACAUUAUCUUCCAAAAAAAUGUUAUGACCUAUCAAUUGCAUUUUUUUAGAUACUUUUCAAGAAUUUAACAUGACAUCUGAAUUUAAGUUACUUAUAGACAAACUUGCUUUUUAUAAAUACUAAUUCAAGUACUUAUUUAAAAUGAAUUAGUUGUCAUUUUUAAGUUAUGAUCAUGAUUUGAAUGCAUAGCCAGUAGCUGAACCUAUGUUAAUUUCUUAAUGGUUUUGGUGUGAACAUCUUGAUAUAUUCAAAAUAACAAACUAGUGAUCCCUUAUCUGACUUAGGAAAGCCAAUCCACAUUUUACUUUAGAAACUGCGUUGUCUUUGUCCUACUACCAUCCAUUUGUUGAUGCAUUAAGAACUAUUUUCUGAAUUAAGAACUGAAUAAUGAAUUUUUUCAAGGUCUAAACAGGACAUAAUAUCAUUAAGCCAUUGAGCAUGCGUGGGUGGGGCAACAUCCCUCCAUCUAAGGAGGAUUAAACGUCUAGCCAGGAGAGAAGCAAAAGAUAAUAUUCGACACUUAGUCGAACUCAGACGUAAAUCUGUCUCACCCAAAAAACCAAACAAAGCAAUUAAAGGGUUAGGUUCUAGGUGGUGAUUCAGAAUAUAAGAUAAAGUUAUGAAGACAUCUUUCCAAAGUUUCUCCAAUCUAGGACAGAACCAGUACAUAUGAAUAAGAGAGGCCUCGCCCCUUUUGCAUUUAUCACAAAGAGGACUCAUAUUAGGGUAAAAUCGAGAUUCAUUAUUCAGUUCUUAAUUCGGAUAUAAAGUUCCAUAAGGUCUGGGGACCUUUUAUUGAGUACUUUAAUAACCUUCCUCUUAACUAAGGUUUUUUGUUUCGGUCCCUUGCUUUCAGCUCUUUUUUUUGGUAGUAGGCAUUAUCAUCUUCUGUUUUUAAGUGUAUUUACAGUUUUGGGGGUUUGAAUGUCCUGAUUUAUACUCUCUAUAUUGUGUUGUGGUUGGUCUGGAGUUUUUUUUUGUUGCGGGGCUUGGGGUGGAUGCUAAUUUUACAUGUCUUCAAUUUGGGUGCUUUCUCAAUUAUCUUUUUUGUAUUAUAUUAUUAUUGUAUGUUUAUUUUUGCACUGUAUUAAUGUUCUUCAUUUUGAUUUGGGUUUUUUUUUCUAUCUGUAGCGAUGUAGAAAAUGCAUUAAAAAACUAAUUAAAAAAAAGAACCAUUUUCUAUCUAGACUUAAGUUCAUGAGAAUCUAAUCCAAAAUUCUGCUAACUCAUUUGAUCUAGAAUAAUAUUGUUAGUAUU